CCCAGCAGCCGAGCGGGACGCCGCCGAAGCCGUCUUCUUCACCGGCGGCGACCUCGGGCGUCGCACGGCGGGCCUGCUCUCGACCCUCGACGACGACGCGUACAGGAGGGUCUGCCGGGCCGUGCUGGACUCGCACGACCUCACGUUCGUCGACCUGAGGCGCCUUCUCCGGGCCAGGAAACCGGAGGCAGAGGCCGCCGUCCGGGCGCUGCACCACGUCGUCGCCUGGAUCCAUCCUGGCAGCGCGGCGGAGCUCGACAGGGUGAACCCAAAGUCGAAGAACAAGCCGCAGCUCAUCGACCACCUACGCACCGCGCUCGACAGCCUCGGCUCUUCCAGGGGGGGCACGUACACGUAUGCCAGAGACGCGGCGUCACAGCUCCAACGACGCGUCCUAGACAUCGCACGACAUAGCGCCGAGGCUUUCCUGACGCCGGACGGACGGGCGCUCCUCGCCAGCAGCAUCAUGCUCGUCGACGAGCCGGCGUACGGGAGACGCUUUGGCCACGUCUCCUGGGCGCAACUACUCCGCACCGCCCGGCGCAUUACCGACCCGGAGCAUACGACCUACGUCCUCCGGCCCGAUUGGGACACGGCCAACGCCAGCGACGACCGCGGCCGCGCGCGCAUGCUCACGCUCGUGUCCGCCUUCUGCAGUGAUCUGUUCCGUCUGGGCGACCGGCCCGUCACCUCGAACGACGCCGCACUCCUUGCACUACAGCGAAGAGUCCAGCAGGCCCUCGCGUCGUCCGCCGGGGAGCUGCCAGGUCUCCCGCUCCUCGGACCAGCCGAGCCUGAGGCCAGGGAAGGGAGGGAGCGCAGGGAGUCGGAACUCGAGCGGGAGGGGGGGGCGUUCGACGGGGACGGGCCACACCGGCGCACCGACGCAUACGACGACGACGCUGGAGCCGGCGAGCAGGGCACACGCGGGCGUGUUCGAGGGUCCGAGAAGCAACGCCCCCUCCGCCGGCCGCCUCCGCCAUCGGCCCAAAAGCCAAGGGAAGUCCGGAGUGGCGACUACGGGAAGACACCCUCUAUCAGCGGCGGGGGCCGAGAGACGCAGGCACAUGACGACGACGACGACGCCGCCGCCGACGGCCAUACCCCGCCCUCGAGCUCCCCAGCGUCCCGGCGACCGUCGCGCGAUGGGCAACGGCGAGUGGGGGCCACGUCGCCGACGCCGGGUCCCCCGCGGACGCCGAGCGCCUCUACCAACAAGCCAAGGCCACAGUGGAAGACAGGACCUAGAGCGAGGAGGUUAUAGCUGGUCCGCAGCCAUGGACGGAAGUCGAAGACGGAUAGACGGGCCCAGGAAUACCAAAAGAUCAUCAUCAUACCACUAAGUUCAUCCAAUAGCACAUUCAAUACGUAGCGCCGUAGGGCCCAUUCCGAACAUCAUAAUCGUAUCUUACCGUCCAAUUUCAUACAUUCUUUCCACCACCUCUAUUAUUAUAGCACCGUAUACGAGUAACAUAUCGGGUUCGGGGCCAGGAUAGUCCAGCCUAAAGAGACGGCGGAUACG
Messenger RNA from Colletotrichum phormii, 1522 nucleotides. RefSeq lists its product as uncharacterized. The record is from RefSeq and is a predicted model, not a curated record. Lineage: Eukaryota; Fungi; Ascomycota; Sordariomycetes; Glomerellales; Glomerellaceae. The coding region runs from base 467 to 1264 and encodes 265 amino acids. The transcript has a single exon.